Emiliania huxleyi CCMP1516 is the source of this 1279-nucleotide messenger RNA. RefSeq lists its product as hypothetical. Gene Ontology annotation, molecular function: isomerase activity. The coding region runs from base 75 to 1067 and encodes 330 amino acids. Lineage: Eukaryota; Haptophyta; Isochrysidales; Noelaerhabdaceae. The transcript has 10 exons. The record is from RefSeq and is a predicted model, not a curated record.
CUAGCCCCCGACAGCAACAUCGGAUCGGCCCAACGACGAGAGGCGUCCACCACGCACGAGCGAAAGAUACACACAUGCUCCGACGGCCCGCACGCGACCUUACCCGCACCUUUACCCGCACCUUUGCGUCCUCGAGCAGCUCGGCUCCACGCGUUUCCAUCGAGCGCGCCGCCGACGGCGUCGCGACGGUGACACUUGGCCGGCCGGAGAAGCUCAACUCGCUCGACAUUGACAUGUUCCGCGCCAUCCGCUCAGCGGCCGUUGAGCUGGCGGAGGACAAAGGCGUGCGCGCGGUCGUUGUCCACGGGUCGGGCCGAGCCUUUUGCGCCGGCCUCGACGUCAAGAGCAUCAACCACCCUCUGCAUGCGCGAGCCAACGGCCGGGAGCUGCUGGACCGCCCCGACGGUGCCAUCUCAAACUUGGCGCAGGACGUGUGCUACCUGUGGCGGCGAGUGCCCGCUCCCGUCAUCGCGGCGACCCACGGUGUUUGCCUUGGCGGCGGCUUCCAGAUUGCACUCGGCGCAGACAUGCGCAUCGCGACGCCGGGGUGCAAGUUCUCCCUGAUGGAGGCCAAGUGGGGCAUCAUCCCCGACAUGGGCGCGACAGUCGUCCUACCGGAGCUGGUGCCAAAGGACGUGGCGACGGAGCUGAUCAUGACAGGGCGCAUCUUUGACGGAGAGGAGGCACUCCGACUCGGUCUCGUCACUCGCCUCGCAGAGGAGCCUCUGGCCGAGGCUCGCCGGCUCGCUUCCGAGAUCGCGGCGAGAUCGCCCGACAGCACCGCCGCCGUAAAGCGGCUGCUCGACGCAACGUACUGCGAGGCGGACGACCGGCGCAAGCUGCACUUGGAGACGGCCCUCCAGCGGAGGCUCCUCGGCGGCUGGAACCAGCUGGCGAGCGCGGCCCGCGGCCUCGGCGCGCCGCCGCUGCUGCAGCCGAGCUUUGCCGCGCGAUCCGACGAAUGGCUCGCGGAGGCAGACGCGGAGGCUGAGGCCGAGGUGCGCGCCAUGCUCGACGGCGGCGAGGUCGAGGUGCGGGGCGACGAGGUCAGCGAAGCGUGCGCAUGAGCUUGCGGCCGCCGCCGGCGCUCUUACUGUGCUUGUGGGGUGUUCGCAGAUCUCGCGACUCUGGGGCUUGUGGUUGGCGUCCGGUCCCGCGCAAUGAAGCUAUUGGUGAGGGUGGGGUGGGGGUGGUGCUGUUGGGCUGGUUGGCGGGUGUUGUCCGGGUGGCAGAACUGUGAAGCAGCAAAUCAGCAAAGAGCGGCUGAACUUAAGGUUCU